AUGGUGGGAGUUCCGCACAGUACAGGCUGUGCUCUAUGUCGCGAGCGACGGAUCAAGUGCGACGAGGCAGUCCCGGAGUGCAACCCGUGUCAGAAAUAUGGCCGCGCCUGUCCGGGCUACAAACGAACCUUCCGCUUUCAAGACGAAGGCCCCAACCUCGCUCGGCGACAUCGCUCCAGCACGCGACGAAAGGGGAGAGGCGCAUCGGCAGGCUCAACCACAUCGGCAGGCUCAACCGCGUCGGCUACAUCUUCAACCCGAACGGACCGAUCGCCCCCCAUUCACGGUGACUCCGCUACCGCUGCAGACGUAGUGCGCGGCAAUGCGAUUGCGCUUAUACAACGACACUCCUCCUUGGGCGGCUGGGAUGAAAAGGUGUCGCCGUCGCUAGUGCGCAAGUCGUUCCGUGCGGCACAGCCACAAUUAUUCCUCGACUUCAUCAGCACGUCGUUUCCGACCCUCUAUUAUCAUAAUCGGUUCCGGUCCGGCGAUGCGCCCGGGUUCGCCGAAUAUAUUGUCAUGAAUUUCGGCAACGAUGCCUACCUCGACUCUGCGGUUUGCUGCUUGAGCUCCGUCUAUUUAGCACACUUGACUCAAGAUAAGGCUCUCCUCCAAGCAAGUCGGCAAAUGUACUCCAAGUCGCUGCGUGAGGUCAUCCGGUCCAUUGCGAAACCCGAACAUGCCAAGUCGGACAACAUGCUUUGCACAUCCAUUAUCCUCAGUGUCUUCGAGAUGUACGCGCAGACCACGCCCGACGCCUGGGUCGUGCACUCCGACGGCGCCAAGCGGCUGAUGAUAAGCCGAGGCCCAGAAGCGCACGGGACCGGGUUCGGAAGAUGGUGCUGGAUUGCAUUCCGCGGCUUCCUCAUCGCCACAGCAGUCUAUGAGGGCAAACCCUGCUUCCUAGACCAAGAAGAAUGGCAAUCCUACGCGACGAAAGUCAGGGUUGAAGACUGUCAGAAAUCAGGGGAGUGGUCUGCAUACGGAGAAAUAUCCGACCUGGCUUUCAUGGAAAUCGCCAAAUGCCCGCGGUAUAUCAGCGAGACUCGGGAUCUGCUUUCAAUGCCGACUGAGCCAGACUCAACCACCUUCACAAAUCUCAUCGCGCGCAUACAUAACACUUCCCGUCAGCUGCGCUCGCUCACUACAGAGCUCCGGGCAUGCAUCAGUGCGCAUAGUGAGCGCCAGCAAGGUAUCGUCCAGCGGCCCGGAUCAUUCAUAGGUCCCGUACCAGAGAUCUUCCCGGACACCGGUCCAUCCCUGCUCCUCAAUGGAGCAGAGAAUAUGCUAGAGACACUACAACAGCUCUCCGACCGUCUUGGAGACCGAUUGCGCUUUGUUUCCAUCGCGGAUUCGCCAGAUUCGUCUGUUGCCACGCCACCCAGCAGUGGCAGUGAAUAUUCCACAUCCCCCUAUCCUGCGACAUCGAAGAGCUUCACCCUCCCCUUUCGCAUACAUUCCGAGCUUGGACAGGGUCCGUCUAAGACCUCUGAUCCACAUGAUCCCCGUGCUGUGAUCUGGUUGGAUCGCAUAGCGUCGUCAAUGGGUGUCCUCGGCACAAAGGUCCUCCUGGGUGACGAGAGUGAUUCAGUACAGAUGGUCGGCUCAUCACCUCAAGUGGUGGAGCUGCCGUAG
This is a messenger RNA of Penicillium expansum, 1635 nucleotides long. Its product is annotated as Zn(II)2Cys6 transcription factor. The transcript is spliced from 2 exons. Gene Ontology annotation, biological process: regulation of DNA-templated transcription. NCBI's taxonomy places the organism in Eukaryota, Fungi, Ascomycota, Eurotiomycetes, Eurotiales, Aspergillaceae. The record is from RefSeq and is a predicted model, not a curated record. Bases 1 to 1635 code for a protein of 544 amino acids. Gene Ontology annotation, molecular function: zinc ion binding; DNA-binding transcription factor activity, RNA polymerase II-specific.